AUGAGUCUGACAAACCCUCCUUCCUCCUCCGGUUCGAUCUCUGCCCGAGCCAAGACUGUCGGUCAGAAUCUUAAACGGAGUCUCCAGGCCACCGUCGAUGAGACCCUGGACGCCCGCAGACCCGGCGGGUAUACGAGCAAAGUUCGAGUGCGUGAUCGGUAUCAUAUCGUGGGCUUCAUCAGCAGUGGUACCUAUGGCCGGGUGUAUAAGGCGAUCGGCAAAAAUGGCCAGAAGGGGGAGUUUGCGAUCAAGAAAUUCAAGCCGGACAAGGAAGGCGAAUCGAUCCAGUAUACCGGUCUCUCCCAAUCAGCCAUCCGUGAGAUGGCUCUCUGUACCGAACUCUCGCAUGCCAAUGUUGUCCAGCUGGAAGAAAUUAUCCUAGAGGAUAAAUGUAUAUUCAUGGUGUUUGAGUAUACGGAGCACGAUUUGCUUCAGAUCAUCCAUCAUCACACACAACCCCAACGACACGCGAUUCCUGCCACAAUGGUCCGGUCGAUCCUUUUCCAGCUGCUCAACGGCUUGUUAUAUCUGCAUACCAACUGGGUCUUACACCGCGACCUCAAGCCAGCCAACAUCCUGGUCACGUCCAGUGGAGCUAUCCGAAUUGGUGAUUUAGGUCUGGCCCGUCUUUUCUACAAACCCUUGAACUCUCUAUUCUCCGGAGACAAGGUGGUUGUCACAAUAUGGUACCGAGCUCCAGAGCUUCUCCUUGGAAGUCGACACUAUACCCCGGCCGUUGACAUGUGGGCAGUGGGAUGCAUCUUCGCCGAACUCCUCUCCUUGCGUCCAAUCUUCAAAGGCGAGGAAGCCAAGAUGGACAGCAAAAAGACGGUUCCUUUCCAGCGGAAUCAGAUGAUGAAGAUUGUCGAGAUUCUCGGCCUUCCUCGCAAGGAAACGUGGCCCGGUCUCGUCGCUAUGCCCGAGUAUACUCAGCUGCAGUCACUAGUACUGCAUCGACAGCCAGCACAUUUCCACCGCGGUCCUAACCUCGAGGGCUGGUAUCAGAGUUGUCUCAAGAAUGGAGGGUACUCCGCGACCUCGAAAACGGGGACCCCAGGCGCAGAUGGCUUUGAUCUUCUUUCACGAAUGCUCGAGUACGAUCCGACAAAACGGAUCACGGCUCAAGAAGCUCUAGAGCAUCCCUAUUUCGCCAAUGGAGGCCCUAUUAGCGGGGACUGUUUCAACGGCAUCGAGCACAAGUACCCGCAUCGCCGGGUCUCCCAAGAUGAUAAUGAUAUACGCACGGGUAGCUUGCCUGGUACAAAGCGUAGUGGUCUGCCGGAUGAUUCGCUGUUGAGGGCCACCAAGCGUCUAAAGGAGUGA
This is a messenger RNA of Penicillium daleae, 1323 nucleotides long. RefSeq names its product cyclin-dependent serine/threonine protein kinase SSN3 (gene ssn3). The record is from RefSeq and is a predicted model, not a curated record. Gene Ontology annotation, cellular component: mediator complex; nucleus. NCBI's taxonomy places the organism in Eukaryota, Fungi, Ascomycota, Eurotiomycetes, Eurotiales, Aspergillaceae. The transcript has 3 exons. Gene Ontology annotation, molecular function: cyclin-dependent protein serine/threonine kinase activity; ATP binding; RNA polymerase II CTD heptapeptide repeat kinase activity. Gene Ontology annotation, biological process: protein phosphorylation. Bases 1 to 1323 code for a protein of 440 amino acids.